AUCGUGCGGGAUGCGAGCUCUGCCGGCGCGGGACGCGAGCUGAUUAAAGAGUGCUGCAAAGAAGAUCAAGCAACCUUCUGCUCUGCAAGUUACUAGCAAUGGAGCAGAUGAAAGGGUCGGCCAUGCUUCUGUUGGAGCUGCUAAUCCUUGGGGGCCUGAGAGCAGAGAAGGGCUCUGCUGUCCUGGGCACCCUGGAUCUACAAAUAGAUGAGGAGCAGCCAGCAGGCACCAUCAUUGGGGACAUCAGUGCUGGCCUGCCCCCUGGCACCAGUGCCUACAUGUAUUUCAUAUCAGCGCAGGAGGGCAGUGGCGUUGCCACUGACUUGUGGAUAGAUGAGAACAGGGGCAUCAUCAAAACAGCCCGCGUCCUUGACCGAGAGACCAGGGACCAUUACAGCUUCAUAGCUGUUACCCCCGAGGGCAUCACAGUAGAAGUGAAUAUCCAAGUUAAUGACAUCAACGACCACGCUCCAGCCUUUCCCAAGCAACACAGCACUUUCCAGAUCCCAGAGCACACACCUGUUGGCAGCAGAUUUCCCUUGGACCCAGCCUUUGAUGCUGACAGUGGCCUGCUCAAUACCCAAGGCUACGUGAUUAAGGGUGACAAUGUGGGGCAGGCCUUCCGUCUGGAAACACGGCGAGGACCCAAUGGGGUCCUGUAUUUAGACCUGGUGGUCAGCAACGUCUUGGAUCGGGAGAACCGUUCGUCGUACUCCCUGGUGCUGGAAGCCUACGAUGGGGGCUCUCCUCCCAGGAGCAGCCAAAUGACGUUGGACGUGUCCGUCCAGGACAUCAAUGACAACGCUCCCACCUUCAACCAGAGCCGCUAUCAUACUCUCAUAUCAGAGAAUUUGAAACCUGGCAGUAGCAUCCUGCAGGUCUUCGCGUCCGACGCGGAUGAAGGAGACAACGGUGAUGUGAUUUAUGAGAUCAACCGGCGACAGAGUGAUCCUGACCAGUACUUCACCAUCGACUCCCGAACUGGAGUCAUCAAACUCAACAAGGGUCUGGACUACGAAGUCAGGAAGGUGCACGAGCUGGUGGUGCAGGCACGGGACAGGGCUGUCCACCCUGAGGUCACCACAGCCUUUGUCACUAUCCACGUGCGCGACUACAAUGACAACCAGCCCACCAUGACCAUCAUCUUUCUGAGCGAAGAUGGCUCCCCUCAGAUCUCUGAGGGAGCCCAGCCCGGUCAGUAUGUGGCACGCAUCUCUGUUUCUGACCCAGAUUAUGGAGAGUACUCCAAUGUCAAUGUCACCCUGGAGGGGGGGGAUGGCAAGUUUGCCCUCACUACAAAGGACAACAUCAUCUACCUUAUCUGCGUGGACCAGCUUCUGGAUCGGGAGGAAAGAGACUCCUAUGAUUUGCGAGUGACAGCGACUGAUUCGGGAACACCUCCGCUCCGAGCAGAAUCAACCUUUGUGCUGCAGGUGAUAGACAUCAAUGACAACCCUCCACUCUUUGACCAGCAGGAGUACAAACAGAGCAUCCCUGAGGUUGUGUACCCAGGCAGCUUUGUCCUGCAAGUGACCGCUCGAGACAAAGACCAGGGUCCCAAUGGGGAGGUGCAGUACAGCAUCGUGCACAGCCAAGACACCCAUUCCAGCUGGUUUGCCAUUGACCCUGCCACGGGUAUCAUCACCACUGCUGCCCCACUGGAUUACGAGAAGGAUCCUCAGCCUCAGCUGACAGUGCUGGCCACAGACAGGGGAACCCCUGCCCUCUCUUCUUCAGCUGUGGUGCUUGUGGCCCUGCAGGACGUCAAUGACAACGAGCCGGUGUUCAGGAGUAAUUUCUACAACGUGUCCCUGAAGGAGAACACCCCGGUCGGUACCUGCUUCCUACAGGUGACAGCCACCGAUGCCGACAGCGGCUUGUUUGGGACCCUUUCGUACUCUCUUGGUUCUGGCAUCGGCAGCGUGGUCCCGACGCAGUUCAGCAUCGACAAGCACACGGGGCAUCUGUGCACUGCGCAGCCCCUGGACCGCGACGAGGGCACGUCUGCCUACGAUUUCACCAUCACUGCUGUGGAUGGGGGUGGCUUGAACUCCAUGGUGUAUGUGAAGGUUUUCCUGGAGGACAUAAAUGACAAUCGGCCGGUGUUCUACCCACUGGAGUAUGCUGCCAGCAUCAGCACACAAAGCAUGCCGGGCACAGCUGUGCUGCGUGUUACUGCCCACGACAAGGAUGAGGGGAUGCAUGGCAGAGUGACCUAUCGCAUCGUCCUGGGGAACUCGCCCCCCCUCUUCUCCCUCAACAAGGACACAGGUGUCAUCUCUCUCUCGUGGUCCCUGAGCGGUAAAGCCAACACCCUGGUGCAGCUGGUGAUCUCUGCAGAAGAUGGAGGGGGCCUGCAGGCGCAGCCGAAUGCCCGAGUCAACAUCAGCAUCGUGGAGGGCACGGUCUCACCGCCUGUCUUUGAGCAAGCUCAGUACUUCUUCACAGUGCCGGAGGACACGCUGCAGGGCGCCACCGUGGGGGCUGUCCGUGCCCAAAAUCCUCCCGGUCACACCGAUGACAUCUUUUAUUCCAUCUCCUCGGGGGAUCCUCAUGGCUACUUUUCCAUUGACUCCGACUCUGGGCAGCUCCGCACCAGCUUGCCUCUGGAUCACGAGUCUCAGGCGGUCCUGGUUCUGGAUGUCCAGGCCCGCAGUGGUUCCCCCCCGGCCUACAGCAACACCCGCGUGAAAAUCUCCGUGUCAGACGUGAAUGACAACGCGCCAGCAUUCCCUUCUCCCUCUGACUCCAUUCUGCUGCCAGAGGCCACUGAGCCCGGGACUACAGUGUACACUUUGCAGGCCGAGGACCGUGACAGCGGUGCCAACGGCCAGGUGAAUUUUGAGCUGGUGUCAGGAGGCGAAGGCACCUUCAGCGUCGAGCGCUCGUCGGGGGCGGUGCGGCUGGCCGGGGCGCUGCAGUACGAAGCCAGCGCAGCCUACAGGUUGGCCAUCGCGGCCCGAGACAGCGGCGUGCCCCAGCUCAGCUCCACCUUCACGCUCCUGGUGCACGUGCAGGCUGAGCACGACAACGGGCCCAUCUUUGACACGCUCACCUACCGUGUGGAGGUGCGGGAAGGCGUGCCUGUCUCCACCCGCUUCCUGCAGGUGCGGGCCCUGGCACGGGAUGCAGAAGCUGUGACCCUGACUUACCACUUGCGUGCAGAUGGAGAUGCUGCCAGCUUUGGCAUCAUGUCUGAGAGCGGUUGGCUGUAUGUCAAAAGCGCCCUGGACCGGGAGACGCGAGACCUGUAUGUUCUCACAGUGCUGGCGUCGGCAGGAGGCGGCGGCUCAGGGGGGGAAGCCCGGAAAACGGGCACCAGCACCGUACGGAUCAGCAUCACUGAUGAGAACGACAACAGCCCCCGGCUGAGUGAGGAGCGGUACUUCUUCACUGUUCCUGAGAACCAGGCUCCUGGCAGCAGCGUAGGGAGGGUGAUGGCAAGCGAUCGGGACGCUGGGCAGAACAGCCGUCUCACCUACCGCCUGCUCCAGCACGACUCCAAUUUCCUCAUCCACACGCAGACAGGGGAGCUCAGCACCAAGCACAGCUUGGACCGGGAGCUGCAGUCCAGCUACCAGCUGCUGGUGAUUGUGCAGGAUGGAGGAGCACCGCCCCGCAGUGCCACGGGAACCAUCUAUGUCACUGUGCUGGAUGAGAACGACAACGCUCCUGCUUUUCUUCAUAUCCCUGCUGGCCAGGAGCUGACCGUGCAGGUGCUGGAAGAGAAGCCGUCGGGACUUCUUGUUGCCUCGCUGCAAGCCAAGGACCCUGACGAGGGUGAGAAUGGGACCAUCACCUACUCACUGAUAGGAGCCUGGGCAGAGCGUUUCACACUGCACACGGCCACUGGGGAGCUGCGGACUGCCACGGUGCUGCGCCGCUCCGACCGUGCUGAGUACGUCUUCACUGUGACGGCCAGCGACCGGGGCAUGGUGCCCUGCAGCACCUCAGCCGUCGUUCGUGUCCAGGUGCUGCCCUCCUCCCGCUUGCUGCCCAGACCCGAUGCCACCGUGCUGACGCUGCACCCCCCGGAGGGGGUCAGGCCGGGCUCUGUGAUCGGCUCAGUGGCCCCCCCCGAUGCCCCUGCCCGGGGACAGCUGACCUACACGGUGGUAGGAGGUGGCGGGGACGGCACUUUUGUUGUUGACAGCGUGACAGGGGAGAUCUACGCCGCCCGGGAGCUGGAUUACGAGGCCGGGGCCCGGCACACGCUGCAAGUGAGCGCCGAGGACACGCAGCACGGCUACCCGUCCAGCCGGCUGGUGCUGGUGCAGAUCCACGUGCAGGACUGCAACGACCAGGCGCCCACCUUCCCCGAAGACCCCAUCACCAUCGUGGUGCCCGAGGACGCGCAGGCCGGCUCGUCUGUCUUCACCUUCCAGGCUCUGGAUGGGGACGGGGCCGGCCCCAACAGCCAGGUGCGCUACGCGCUGCUGCGCCAGGAGCCCCCGGGGGGCCCUUUCCAGCUCGACGGCCGCUCGGGGCUGCUGAGCCUUCGCCAGAGCCUCGACCGCGAGGCCGUGGCCUCCUUCCUCCUGGUGGUGGAGGCCACGGACCAGGCCCGCAACGUCAGCCAGCGCCGUUCGUCCGCUGUGACGGCGCGUGUGUUCGUGACCGACGUGAACGACAACGCGCCCGUCUUCCUGUCGCCCGCUGCCAUCAGCGUCACCGAGGACCGGCCGACUGGGUUUGUGGCUCUGCAUGUGGUGGCCCAGGACAACGAUCUGGGAGAGAAUGGACGAGUGAGCUACUCACUGCGAGCGGGCAACAGCGAUGGGCGCUUCCACCUCAACCCCAGCACCGGUGCUCUCUCUGUUGUGCGGGCUCUGAACCGUGAGGAGGUGGUGCAACACAACCUGACUGUGGUGGCUGCUGACCAUGGCUUCCCGCGCCGUUCGGCCACACAGCUACUCUCCAUACUGGUGCUGGAUGUCAAUGAUGAAGCUCCCACCUUUGAGAAGCCUGAGUACGAGGCGCACAUCACGGAGAACCUUCCAGCUGGCAGCCCUGUCCUGCAGGUGCUGGCCACAGACCGGGACCUGGGUGCCAACGGACAGGUGACCUAUGGAGGUCUCUCUGGGGGGCCGUUCUCCAUCCACCCGCAGACAGGUCUCAUUGUCACCACGCAUCCCUUGGACCGUGAGGAGCAGGAGCAGCAUGUGCUGAUGGUCUAUGCCCGGGAUGGUGGCCUGCCCCCCAACCUCUCCAAGGCAACUGUGCGGAUAACAGUAGGGGAUGAGAACGACCACACACCGCAGCUGGAGAGUGAGUCCUGCUCUGUGGAGGUCCCUGAGAACCAGAGCCGCGUGGCGCUCUACACCCUGCGUGCCACUGACCCUGACGGAGACGAGAACGGGCGCUUGGAGUACCGCGUGGCAGAUGGAGAUCCUGAGCAGGAUUUCAUCUUAGACCCUGUCUCUGGUGUGCUCUCCACUGCACGUGCCCUCGACCGAGAGCAAGUUGCUUUCUACAGCCUCACAGUAGUGGUUCAAGACCACGGCACCCCACCACGCAGUGCAACCAUGUCAGUGAAUGUGCAGGUGUUGGACUUAAAUGACAACGCUCCUGGUUUUGCUCAAGCCAGCUACAUGGUGGAGGUGCCCGAGGAUUUGCCUGUUGGCUCCCUGGUGCUGCAGCUGGAAGCCAAGGACCCCGAUGAGGGCACCAACGGGCAGGUCACCUACUACCUGGGCAAUGAGUCCCUGGGCAUGUUCCAGGUGGAGCCGCAGAGCGGACGCAUCACAAGUGCCCAGGAGUUGGACCGGGAACGCCAGCCAACUUACAGCUUUCUGGCCAAGGCUGUGGACUCAGCACCAUGGGAGCCCAAAAGCGCGGCUGUGCGUGUCACGGUCACGGUGCGGGAUGUCAAUGACCACGCUCCUGCCUUCCUGCACAGCCCGCUCACUGUCAGCUUGUCUCGCCACACGCCGCUCAAGCAAGUCGUGGCCACCAUGAGGGCGGAGGACAGGGAUGCGGGUGCCAAUGCCUCCAUUCUGUAUCGCCUUGCCACCCCGAACUCGGCCUUCUCAAUCAACUCCUACACAGGGGAUAUCCAGCUGCUGCAGCCCCUGAGCUCACUCAGCCAGCGCCAGCGGACACUCUUCGUCCUGGCCACGGACCUGGGGCAGCCGGCGCUUUCGUCCACUGGUGUAGUGGUGAUCCAUCUGCAGGAAGAGCCCUACCGGGGGCUGCGCUUUCCCCGGAGCACCAAUGAAGUGGUCCUGCCAGAAAAUGCUGCUCCAGGUACUGCUGUCGCAAGCAUCCAAGCUGUGCACAUGGGGGGCUCUUCUGGGCGCAUCACAUACAGCAUCAUCAGUGGCAACGAGAAGAACGCAUUCCUUAUCCAGCCCAGCUCAGGUGCCAUCUCAGUUCAGGACUCCAGCAGCCUGGAUUUUGAGGCCAGCCCCCGGCUGCGCCUUGUGGUCCAGGCAGAGACAACGGCUUCCUUUGGCUUUAUGGCCAUAAACCUCAACCUGCAAGAUGUGAAUGACAACUUGCCACGCUUCCAGCUGCAGAACUACGUGGCAUUCAUCUGGGAGUCCCAGAGCUAUGACUCCCCAGUUAUCCAGGUCCUAGCAGAUGAUCUGGAUCAGGGAAUGAACGGGCAGGUGACUUACGCCAUCAACCAGUCCCUGCCGAUGACAGGCUUGUACCACAUCGAUCCUCAGAGCGGCACGAUCACCACUGCUGCCAUCCUGGACAGGGAGAUCUGGUCCCAGACCCGCUUGGUGGUAACAGCGAUGGACAGAGGGACACCCCCUCUCGUAGGUUCUGCUACGCUGACAGUUGUGGUGAUGGACAUCAACGACAACAGCCCCACCAUUCCUUUUCCCUGGGAGGUGCGGGUCCCAGAAAACAUGCUGCUUGGCACCCAGAUAGCCCAGCUGACGGGGAACGAUGUGGACUCGGGCCCGGCGCUCUCCUACACCCUCCUGCUGGAUGGUGAUGCUGUGGGAACGUUCAGUGUGCUACGCUAUGGGGGACGCAUCGCCCUGACGGGGCCGCUGGACUACGAGCAGCGCAGCCGCUACAGCCUCACACUGCGAGCCUCCGACAGCCGCCACGAGACCGAGGCCAACCUCACCGUCAUCGUGGAGGACAUGAAUGACAACGCUCCAGCCUUCAGCCAGGCCUUCUACCAGGUGACGUUGCCAGAACACACUCCUGCAGGGAGCAUCCUUCUCACCGUGAGCGCCACUGACAUGGACUCGGGCAGCAAUGGGGAGAUCACCUUCCACCUGGCCGUGCCCAGCCUUGACGUUGCAAUUGACCCCAGCAACGGGACCCUGUUCACCAUCCGACCGGUGGAAUUUGAUGCCAACCAGCCCACCCUGGAACUGGUGGUGGAGGCCCGUGACCACGGCUCCCCCAGCCUCUCGUCUUGGGCCACGGUUCAGCUUCAGGUGCUUGAUGUGAAUGACCACAGCCCCAUCUUCCAGGUGCCACACUACAACGCCAGCGUCCCUGAGGACCUGCGGCCAGGAACCACUGUGCUGACGCUGGACGCAGGCGAUGCUGACCUCUCCCGAGAGAACGCCGGCUUCGACUACACCAUUGUCAGUGGCAACGGUGGCAAUGCCUUCCAGGUGGAGAGCCGGGUGGCCUGGGCAGGUGGGCAGCUACGCACACAGGGUGCGUUGGUGCUUGUGGAGCCCUUAGAUUUCGAGGCCAUCCCGGUCUACAAUCUCACCGUGGCUGCCUUGGACCGGGGCCUGCCGCAGCGCAGCACCACGGUGCCUGUGCUCAUCACGGUGCAGGACGUCAAUGACAACCCACCCGUGUUCGCCCGAGCCGAAUACCGCACGGCAGUGAGCGAGAGCACGCCUCCUGGCACAGAGCUGCUCCGUCUGACGGCCCACGACGCCGACUCAGGGCCCCGCGGCCACGUUCACUACACCAUCAGCUCAGGUGACCAGCACGGGCUCUUCCAGAUCCAUGAGAGCACAGGUGCCCUGUGCCUGGCACGGCCCCUGGACCGGGAGACGCAGGCAUCGCACGCUCUUGUGGUGCAGGCCAUGGAUGUGCCAGGCGGGCACUUCGCUCUGGUGCCUGUAGCCAUUGAGGUGAAGGAUGUCAAUGACAACAAGCCGUACUUCCCAGUGGAGGUGCUGAGUGCCAGCAUGCGGGAGAACCUGCCUCCGGGCACGCUUGUGACCACCCUACGUGCCAUCGACACCGACACCGGGGUGUUUGGGGAGCUGCACUACGCAGUUCUGGAGCAGCCAGUGGGGGGGCCUGGUGUGGCAGAGGGCCGGGACGCCUUCGCCAUCAACAGCAGCUCUGGGGAGCUGCGUUCCCGGCUCACCUUCGAUUAUGAGCGAGCCAAAGCCUUCCAGCUCCUCGUCAGGGCCACGGAUGCCGGCAACGCCUCUGCUACGGUGACCGUCCGGGUGCUGGUGACCGGGGAGGACGAGUACGAUCCCAUCUUCCUGAGCCCCUCCUUCAGCUUUGAGGUCCCUGAGGGUGCCCACAAAGGGCAGAGCAUUGGGAGGGUCCUGGCAACAGAUGAGGACGAGGGGGCCGACGGUGUCGUGCUGUACAACCUGGCCAAGCCCUCGCCGUACUUUGCCAUCAACCAAACUACAGGCACCAUCUACCUGCGGGUGGACAGCCAGCCCCAGGCAGGGGCCGGGCGCACCAAGAGGGAGCCCCGUGAGAUGAGCCUUGAGGUGCAGGCGCGCAGCCCGCUGCCAGCCUCCCGCUCAGCCUCUGCACAGGUCACCAUCGACGUCACGCACACCUCCUUCGGCCUGGCUCCAGAUCUCAACCUGCUGCUGGUGGCCGUGGCCGCCUCGCUGGGCGUUGUGGUCGUGCUGGCUGCUGUGGCCAUCGUGCUGGCGCUGGUCCGCUCCCGUCACCGCCGGAGCCACGAGAAGACGGAGGGGGACCGGCCGCUGGCCCACGUGCAGAGCAGCUCUCUGCAAAAGCUGGGCCACGAGGAGCCGGCACUCCCCGGGGCUGAGCACAUCUACCACCAAGCGCUGCCGGGGUACGGGGGGGGAGCCGCGGGGCCGUACACGCGGGGCGGCUCCCUGGACCCCUCGCACUCCAGUGGCAGAGGCUCCGCCGAGGCAGCUGAGGACGACGAGAUCCGGAUGAUCAACGAGUACCCACGCGUGGCCAGCAUCACAGCGUCCAUGCAGGAGCACAUUUCGGCCCGCGGCCCCGACUCCGGCAUCCAGCAGGAUGCCGACCAGCUGUCCGACAUCUCCUGCGAGCCGGCCGCCCUGGAGAGCUCCCAGUGGUUCAAGAGCAAGAAGGGCUCCGGGCUGCUGCUCCCAGGGCCCACGUCGCAGCUGUACCGCGAGGAUGGGGGAGGCAGCGCCUUUCUCGGCGUGCGCUGCGGCCUCAGCGUCUCCUCCCAGCCCCAGGACUACACCUUCCCAGAGGAUGGCAAGCCCUCUGUGGAAGGCUCUCUCACCGCCAUCGUGGCCAGCGACGAGGAGCUCCGUGGCAGCUACAAUUGGGAUUACCUGCUGAACUGGUGCCCCCAGUUCCAGCCGCUGGCCAGCGUCUUCACGGAGAUCGCCCGCCUCAAGGAUGAGAGCUCCCUGCGCAAGCCCUUCCCGACCAAGCCCAAGGCAGAGCCCAAGCCCCGCAUCGACCCCCCACCCCUCAUCACCUCUGUGGCCCACCCGGGCGCCAAGUCCGUGCCCCCCAAGCCGCCAGCAGGCAGGACCUUCCCGCACCCAUCGUCGCUGCGUCGCUCGCCCAUCAGCCACGAGGGCUCCAUCUCGUCCUCCGCCAUGUCACCCAGUUUCUCCCCCUCGCUGUCCCCGCUGGCCGCCCGCUCCCCUGUGGUCUCUCCCUUUGGCAUCUCACAGGGGCCUUCCGCCUCCACCAUCAGCGCCGAGCACUCACUGGAGCCCUCUGAGGAGGCCGAGCUCAGGAUUUAGG
Centrocercus urophasianus (Greater sage-grouse) is the source of this 9900-nucleotide messenger RNA. Its product is annotated as protocadherin-16-like. The record is from RefSeq and is a predicted model, not a curated record. Gene Ontology annotation, molecular function: calcium ion binding. Gene Ontology annotation, cellular component: plasma membrane; cell-cell junction. Gene Ontology annotation, biological process: homophilic cell-cell adhesion. NCBI's taxonomy places the organism in Eukaryota, Metazoa, Chordata, Aves, Galliformes, Phasianidae.